GUGAUUUAUAUUUUCAGAGUUUGCGCCGUAGUUUGUGGUGUUGUGUGAUCGGACCACACUGUUCAUGAAAUCGUUGUGAAGCCCCACAUGUGUAUCGCGCUGACUGUUGGUGCUCGUGAGUGACGGAGUCUGGAAGUUUUGUGACCCGGGUCUAAGGACUAUGUCUAGUCCGGGUUUUUUCGAUUUCGACACUAACCUGCUCCCAUUGGACGAUCCUCCUGGACAAAUCGACGAUUAUGAUGCGUGCAAUGAGCAGACUUUCGGGCUCGAUGACUUGGGGGAUGAAGAGUGGAACGAGGAUGCGAACGCUGACAUCAUUCAACAAAUCGAGAAAGAGCGGAUACCCAGUGAGCGAGACGAACUCGUUGGCCCGACGGUCAAGCCAUCCAAUGACGAUCAAGAGGACUUCGAAUAUAUAACCGAUAGUAUUCAACAACUCAUGUUGGACGACGAUGACGACGACUUUGGACUGGGACCCUCGGUACCAUUCGAUGACCCGGCAAUUGUCAGUGUGCCAAAAACUCGUCCAGUCGCCAUCAAACUGGGUCAGAGAGGAAUCUCGCCACCGCCAGGUUUACCUGAGUUCGACGAAUACGGUUCUCCUGCCAAAACGAACAUAUGGGCUCCACCGAAUAGUGCUGCAGCCAAGGGUGGCGUAUCAUCUGCAGCGGAGUCGGAUAAAACCCGCCCUAGAUUACCUCCUGGACUAGACAAUCUUCAGUAUUCAGGUGUAGCGAGUAGCGGGCCGCAAACUCGAGUCGUCAGUUCUGGGCGACCAUUCGACGACCCGUCCGUUGUUCACGCCUUGCCGAAAGUGACAAAGGGCGGUGUUCUGCCAGAAAUGAAACGCAUGGGGACGGUUCCGUCACCGGCUAAGAUAAUUUCCCAGCCGAAAACACUAGCAGAAUUGGAGCAGGAAAUGCUGGCCAACGAUGCAAAGAAUCGAAGAGAUGCGCCGCCUUCGUAUCGAGUUCCACCGCCGCAAGAACCUCCUCCGCCACAAGCUGAUCAGACACAGAUCAGGCAACGUCCACCCGUGCCUCCGUUUUUCCCAGAACCACCGCCUGGAAUGUUCGGUCGAUUUCAAGGUCCACCUCCAGGACUUCCGCAAAAUAUGAGACCUAAUUUCCCGCCAGUGCGUGGCUACAUCAUGAAUGGGCCAAUCCCUCAUCAGAUCCAGGAGAGAAUGGCAGGCAUUUUAAAGCCUGUUCCGAUUGAUGGUCGUGUACGAAUGCCACAGCGCCCUCAGUAUCCAGUUGUACAAAACCUGCCUUCUGCCAAUAUGCAACAGCAGCAUAUGCGACCUAUGACCUCUUCGCCACCGUUUGACGAGUUUGCUGGCUUCUUGACGGACAAGGAUAAAACUCGUCUGCAAAAUAUUCAACUCACUCAAUUGAACACGAAUAAUCCCUACAUAGAUGACUAUUAUUAUAUGGUGAAGGAACUUCGAGCGAUUGAGCAGCUUUUGAGAACGACUGAAGCCGGGAACAUGGAUUUGAAGGAACGCCUGAAAGUAGUUUGCAGUGGUAUUCUGAAGGAUCAGUCUGCUUUACCCAGUGGUGGUCAUGCGGCUUAUGUGCCUCCUGUUAUGGAAAAAUCACUCGGUUGUAUACAAGUCGUGAGCGCUAUUGCACCGAGAAAAACUGUCAAUAUCAAGCCAGUUUCGUCCAGAUCGCAGCAAUCCGUCCUCUUGUUGAUUGAGAACCUUUUCUUACGCUUGUUGGAGCUCGAGGAUAUGAGAAGACUUGCGAGUUUGAUGAGCGACGAACUUCUUAAAGAGGCGACUUUGUCCAGAUUGGAAUUGAACCUGAAAUCGAUUGCCUCAUCCGUAGUAUUGGAAUCGAAAGUAACGUUGAUGGCCGUCUCACGUCAUCCUAAAGGACGCAUUUUGCUGGCUAGGCUUUUGACGUUUCCAACACUGGGAGCGAAAAUCGGACCGAAAAUCACGGAUGCGGCGAUGUCUACACUUUCUGUAGCAUUUCCUCGGGAAGUGACGGUGGAUCGUGACGUGUUCCUAUUGUCGCUGACGUCGCCAUCCUGUAUUGGAAGGUUCAGUCUCGAAGAAGUCGCUGUGGCUCUCAUCCAAGUCCUGAAAAACCCUGUUCUAAUGAACACGGUUCUUGUGAAUCGGGUCCUUUCGUUGCCUGGGGAAGCUGUGCGUGACUUGGAACUUAGGUUGAGCGAUUCUCGUGGUUUAGCAACUUCACCGGCCCUGAUUGACUUUGGCGUUCGAAGCGGGAUUCAGGGACAUGCCACACCGCCGUUGAUUGAUCUAGGAGUUACUGGGGAGGUAGAUUCAACGCCCUUGCUAUUACCGACGAAGGUGAACUCAGUGGAUGGUGAAGUUGUGAUCGGUGACGUGGAACCGAUUGAAAUCAAAUUCGCGUUGCGCAUUUCCUACAGUGUCGGUAAUGCGUUGCUCUCGUUUUGCUCAUGUUUUGCGGAAGUUAAGGAUGAAGUGAUGCCGUGUGACGCUUCCCGCGGUCGAGCGUGUUACAAGUGCGCUGGUGCUUAUCAGUGCGUCGUUGCGAACGCGCCGUCAGUCAUGUCCGGAGUGUUAGUGAACGGAGACGCAGUGGAAACUGACCCUGCCGCUGAGUUCCUUGCCCGCGAGCAAGAUGAGUUGGCCGGGCUCGGCGAUGACCUCCCCAACGUUGGCAGGAUCAAGAUUGACGGUGAGGAUGAAGUGAUGCCGUGUGACGCUUCCCGCGGUCGAGCGUGUUACAAGUGCGCUGGUGCUUAUCAGUGCGUCGUUGCGAACGCGCCGUCAGUCAUGUCCGGAGUGUUAGUGAACGGAGACGCAGUGGAAACUGACCCUGCCGCUGAGUUCCUUGCCCGCGAGCAAGAUGAGUUGGCCGGGCUCGGCGAUGACCUCCCCAACGUUGGCAGGAUCAAGAUUGACGUCCCGUGA
Messenger RNA from Notodromas monacha, 2911 nucleotides. The record is from the annotation of a GenBank genome assembly. Lineage: Eukaryota; Metazoa; Arthropoda; Ostracoda; Podocopida; Cyprididae.